CGGCGCGGGAGGGCUGAGCGAUGGAGUCAGCGAUGGCAACAUUUUGCACGAAGAGCACCCUGAUAAACCUCGCAAUCGCCGACAUAUGACACAGUUGUAUGCGCCUAAGAAGUGUGGCUUCACACAACUUUCAACUUAAUAGGACACUCUCGUCUUGUCUUUGCUUCUUAUCCUGACCGAAGCAAACUUAAGAAAAGAUGGCGGCUGUUGCGAGUAUGAACGGCGAAGGUGGGUUGUGGUUGCCUGAUUCACGUGGCGCCACCAAGGAGGAGAAGAUCGAAAAAUGGUGGGAAGUGAACAGGAAACAUGAUCCACCGCUCACUCGAGGAGCAACUCCACUUGUAGAACGUUGCAUGCGAGUUCAUGGAAUGAGCGAGAUGUUCGCAAAGCGGGUCCUGAAAGGAUACAGGCAAUUUAUGGAACUCAAGUCGGUCAUGAAUGAUUGGCAAGGCCAAAAGCUGUCGCCUCCCAUCCCUAUUAGUCAAAUGUGGGAGCAGCAUCUGAUUGAUAACCUUAACUACACCGAUGAUUGCUUCCUCUUGUUCGGACGUGUCAUCGGGCAUGACCCCGAUGCUGUUCUUGACAUCCGAUCAACCAGAGACCGCAUCAAUACCACCAAGAUUGCUUUCCAAGCGCGUUACGGUGAUGACUUGGAUCCUGAAGUUUGGAUCUACGGUCUGGAAGAAGUCGACCGUGUGAUCAUUGAUGAGCCCCAAGGGGGCGGCGGUAUCGGUGUCGGUGGGCACCUUGGUCGCGGACGUCUUCCGGUGGCCGGUAUCGCCCUGAGCGCUGUCCAGGGCAUGCGUGAUACUCUUCGCGACGAGCCGAUCCAGACACCCCACCAAACACACCAUCACCACCAGCCGCCUCCGAUGCAGCAAAUGCAUCAUCAGCAGCAGCACAUGCACCAGCAGCAGCAGCAUAUUCAGCAACAGCAGCAAAUGCAGCAACAGCCAAUGCAGCAACAAACGCUGUCCCCGCGAGGGCGUUCUUUGGUGGUCUCAUCUGAGGAUGACGAGAGCCCCAUCAUGGAUCGCCAAGGACGUACCAAGAUGGCUAGCACCCAAGGUCCCGCCUCGCCUCGUAACCGCGCCUCUUCCAAGACGCCGCCCAAGUCACCAACCGGAAACGACCCCAUCACCAUCUUCCUCCGCGACCAGUCCACCGGCGAGGAAACGUACUUCAGUCUUCGAUACCGAAGUACGCUACGCAUUGUGUUCACAGUCUUUGCCGAACGCAAGGGUCUGAGCCAAGAUUCGCUGAAGUUCAGUUUCAAUGGCCAGUCUUUGACUGGAUACGAGACUCCAUACAGCUUGGGAUUGGAAGACAGGGCUCGCAUCGAUGUGUCCAUUGGAUCACGAAGGAAUUAAACCCCUUCAGACCACGACAUCAAGGGCUACUACUCUACUAGCUUGAUCAGCCAACAACCACAAACACCAUACCACCCCCCGCGAUCAUGGCCGUGAUUAUGAUGAUUCAUGGACAAGAACAAAAACCACACCCGGGAUACGAUGAUGAAAAUAGCCAAAUGGUUGGCCUCUCAUCGUUCCCUUCUAACCUACUUUGUACCGUAUACUGCUCGUUAAACCACCACUCUGCUUCAUAGGUCGGUCCACGUUUCCACUUGCGCAUUUUGAAAUUCGGAGGUCGGGAGAUUGUGGGGCAACCUAACAAAGGAGAACGCAUCAAUUUAAUAGUUACAUAUUAUUAAGAGAAAAAAGUUUG
This is a messenger RNA of Seminavis robusta, 1725 nucleotides long. NCBI's taxonomy places the organism in Eukaryota, Bacillariophyta, Bacillariophyceae, Naviculales, Naviculaceae. The record is from the annotation of a GenBank genome assembly.